Messenger RNA from Ambispora gerdemannii, 1239 nucleotides. The record is from the annotation of a GenBank genome assembly. Lineage: Eukaryota; Fungi; Glomeromycota; Glomeromycetes; Archaeosporales; Ambisporaceae.
AUGGAACAAGCGGCAGCAGCCGCUAGUCAAAAAACCAUGACUAUGUUCAUGUUGUUCCUGAUUAUUUUCUUAUUAGAGUAUGUGGUUUAUAAAAGGAAUGGUUUACCGGGCUUAGUUAUUCUCAAUGUCAUCUUAGCACAAAACACUCAAUCCCCAUCAGGAAUUGGUGGAAUAGUAGAUGAGUAUAGUGUCUUUUCUGGCUAUGGUAAUGAAAUCAGAACCGAACAACUAUCUAAUUUAAAAACAGUUAUCCAGCAAAAAGAAGAAGCUCAACACCAAGAAGAAUACUUAAAAAAACAAGCGGAAACUCUGAAACAAGCCGCCGAAAUAGAAAAGAAAUUAACCGAGGCUCGGAAUAAUUUAGGAAACUCCCACAUACCAGUCAAUACUUUUAAAAGAGAAGAGAAAAAAGCCAGUCAAAGUUUAGACACUAAAUUAGGUAAAUUGCCAGCCCCAACCAAAGAAGAAAUAAACUUACUAAGCCAAUUAUCUUUGACUUCUGAACAAUUUGCUCUGUUGGCUAGUCAAGCUCAAUAUUUAACUCACCAGGAAAAAGAGGAAAUAUUAGAGAAUUUCCCAAGUUUCAGCCAAGACACAAAAGUACAGUUAAUUAAUUCUGGUUUAAAUAACUUAGAAAUCAAUGCUCAGGAAAAGAAAGCCAAAUUUAUCCAACUAAAUCAAACUCUUUACCAAGAAAAACAAUCCUUCGGUCUUUCUAUUCCCGAAAAAGAAAAUAUUCUCCGUUUACUAAUUACUAGUUUAGAUUUAAGUACUGAACAAAGAACUUCCUUAGAAAACAUGGGCAUUAGAUUUUUUGAUGCUUCGAAUUGGGAAGUCAGUAACGAACAAAAAAAUAGUUUAUUAGGUUUUGGCUGUGCGAAGAUUAAAUUAACCGAGGAACAACAGGAAAAUUUAUUGAAUACUGACCAAUUGCGAAACUUUUCUUUAACUGAACCGCAAAAGGAUAUUCUGCAAAGUCUAGCCCCGUUAACUCGGGAAGAUAAAUAUUCCCCAGAAAGUUUACAAUUACUUCGUUCUUUGAACUUAAAACCAACUACUUUGAAUUUUUUAACUAAUGAAGAAAUCUUGCCUAAUCCCAACUUAGACUUUGGCGAAACUAAAUCAUCUUAUUUACCUUUAAAAACUAAAUUCUUGGAGGGAGAGCAGAAAGUUUUAGAGCAAAAGCAACGGCAAGAGGAAAAAAAACUAAAUCAGCAAGAAAUAACCGACAAAAAAUGA